GUCCAAGAAAGCCACACCUCCAAAAGCUAAAAUUGUCAAACUCUUUCCAGAAGAGGUCCGCCAUUUUCUAGUUCUCGUUUGGACGCGUUCUUUUAUAAAUAUCCGAAUCGGUGAGAAAACUUGUUGAAAUAGCCGCACGCAAGAGUUCCUUUAUUGGUUUACGUUUGUUAAUACCGGACGGUUGGUUGUUUGUCAAGUCUGCAGCAUGAAACGCGUGUCGGACCGUGAUGCGUCGCCUUUUAGCAAACGUUCACGUUCAAGUCUUGGCCACUAUGAUGAAAGCUCAGAUGAUGAGAGAGGUGGAAGUGGAGCACCUCCUCCUUCAAGACGCAGGCGUUCACCAAGCCCUAGUCACCGUUCCAGAUAUCCCUUGCCACCUGAUCCACCAGUUCUGAGAGAGAGAGAUGACUACCCACCUCCGAGGUCAGCUCGUCCCCCACCACCGCCAACUGGUUACAAGACUCUGUGUGUCAGCUCAAUCCAUCCCAAGGCCAGUGAUGAAGUUGUCAAAGAUUCUCUGUAUCGAGAGUUCAAGAAGCACGGUGAGGUGAGCAUCAAACUGGUUCACGGUGCAGAACCAGAAGACAGGUUGGCUUAUGUUUCAUUCAGAAACCCUGAGGAUGCUCGUGAAGCCAGGCACAGCAAGCAGCGUAUCAUCCUGUAUGACAAACCAGCUGUGCUUGAGCCUGUAUAUGAAACAUCUGCCGGUCGCAGUACUAGAGCUCGUUCGAGAAGUUAUUCGCCCGUGCCGUACCGUGAAGAAGAACGCUACAUUCGACCACGCUCUCCGGAUGAUCGACACCGCAUGUAUGAUGACCGCUACGAUUACUCUCUGCGUGGUUACGGACCUCCACCUCCAGCCGGCAUGUACAGAGACUAUCGUCCUCCUCCAUACGACUAUCCUCCACGCGGUCCAUCUUCUUAUCGAGGCCAUUCUUACUACGGCGCUGGAGGACAUCCACCUGUUCCACACUACGAAAGAGGAAGUGAACGAGGAGGAGGAAGUCGAGGUGGUGGUCGCAGCGAAGAAGGUGGUAGAGGAGAACGUAAUCAUGAUCGUUACGAAAACAAGAAAGAUCGCUUCCCCAACUAUUUGCAUCACAUCCCGCCCGAAGAGGAUCCCCUGGCUACGCGAACUCUUUUCGCCGGCAAUUUGGAGAUCAAUAUAACCGAGGAAGAAUUGCGUCGCAUUUUCGGAAACUACGGUAUCGUCGAAGAUGUGGACAUCAAGCGGCCUCCACCCGGCACUGGCAACGCCUACGCUUUUGUCCGGUUCGAGAAUUUGGAUCAGGCCAAUCGCUGCAAAGUCGAGUUAUCCGGUCAGUAUAUCGGCAAGUUCCAAGUCAAAAUCGGCUACGGAAAAGCAACGCCUACCACACGCAUCUGGGUAGGUGGGCUUGGUCCAUGGACGUCUCUAGCUCAACUGGAACGCGAAUUUGACCGGUUUGGAGCCAUCAAGAAGAUUGAAUACAACAAGGGAGACACGUCGGCUUAUAUUUUGUACGAGACUAUUGAAGCAGCCCAGGCAGCAGUUCAAGACAUGCGUGGAUUUUGCCUUGGCGGUCCGGAUCGGAAACUCAAAACGGAUUUUGUUGACACUAAUCCACCGACAGCACAUCCUCCCACAGCCAAGAGCAAAGGAUCGUCUUCCUCCUACGAUGCUGCCACCGCUAGAAGCGGAGCUGGCGAAGACUACGCCAGCGAAACCAAUUGGAAUAAUGGAGACGAUCCCAACUACCGAACGGGAUCGAGCAGAACGGGCAGAGGCAAUCGUAGUGGGUAUGAAAAACGACCCAAUGCGUACCGAGGAUCAGGAGCCGAAGGUGAUGACUGGCCUGCCAACAGCAGCCGACGGCCUCCUCCAGACGAUUUCGAUUCUGCACGUGGAGGUUCGCGAUCACCUUCGAACGAGAGGCGAACUGACGAAGGUGGAAGGUUCUCUGGAUACCGUACGCUGGCCGAAGUGGCCAGACGCUCUCCCAGCAACUGGACGGGCGCAUUAGUACUUAAGAAUUCCUUUUUCCCGACAAAACUACACGUAACAUCCGGUGAAGCGUCAAUUGCAGAUCUUUUAUUGCACGACGACAAGAACCAACCUCAUUUGCGAAUCACCCAGCGAUUGAGGUUGGAUCCGCCCAAGUUGGAGGAUGUUUCACGACGAGUAUCUGCUUCCGCUUCUCACGCUAUCUUCCUCGGCCUGCCUGGAUCUACAGGCGCUGCCGCUAGCCCGACUUCUGACGAAGCUGCCGGAGUCCAGAACCGCCCGCUGCGCAAUCUUGUCACCUAUCUCAAGCAGAAAGAAGCGGCCGGUGUCAUCUCUCUAGCUAAUAAGAAUGCUGACGUUACUGGCGUCCUUUACGCCUUCCCUCCUUGCCAAUUCGCCGCCGACCUACUCCGACGAGCAGCCCCAUCUUUAACUGACGAGACGCUAAAGGAUGAUCACCUAGUUAUUGUUGUAGUGAAAGGAGGAACUGCUUGAAAGGACAAAAAAAAUUUGAUGGACAUCAAUCUGAUUUACUACUUUCACCUCUUCAGAUAAACCUGCGCACACCUUUAAUUCUCCGCAACCCCCUUUAAAAUUUUCACCAGCAAAUGAAACGACAUCUGGGUUUGGCCGUUUUUUUUUUUUUUUUUUUUUGAAAACUCCCUUAAAACAAAAUAAAUUUACCAUUUUCUUGACCAUUAUUAGAUGAACUCUUGAUCCUGACUUUUUUUUUUCAUUAUUUUUUUUUCCUUGCUUUAACCUUAUUUCUUUUCAGGUGUGUCCCGAACAUCAGUAAAAAAAAAAAAAAAAUAAGACCAAUAUUUUCAUCGGUGAUUGUGUGUGUGUGUGAAUGUGUUGAGUGUGUCUGUGUCGUGCUUAGGUUUUUGCCUACUACUACUACUACUAAACUAACCAGUUCUAUUCAGUGAGACAAAAAGGAAAGGGCAGGGGUUUUUGAGAAUCAUGGUGGAGUGAAAGAGGUGCGCGGCGUGAGUGGCAAGUGGUCUCGCUCGGUGUUCCUUUUUACAAUCCCCCAUCUGUGUGUUGUGUUCCACAUGAAAAUGAUGGCAAGCCGUCCUACACUUUUGUUGGAAGUUAAGAAAAUUUACAAACGUAAGAUCGACCCCCUUUCUCUCUUUUUCUCCGCCAGAUCUACGAAUUAUUGUGGGAAAGGGUUUUUAGUGGGCAUUGAAGCUCUUGGUGUGUGUUAACAAAGUGAAGUGAAACGUGCGUGUUUCUCUCAGUGAAAAAGAGUUUUUGAUAAAAAGUGAGGGGUGAAUUAGUGGUUUAUGUGCCGCAGGUGUGUGAUGUGUCUAGUUUAAGUUCUCUCAUUCGUAAAACCAUCACUUCUUUUUUUAUUGUUUUAAAGUGGCAUGCUUAAGGGAAAACAAGUGUUGUGCUUGCGCGAGUUAUAAGAGAUUAGUGGUGUGUGUGAUAGUGAGAAGUGAGGUUUUCCAGGUUUUCCCGUCGAGCCUCCCCCAACCGUGACAAGGCUGUGCUUUUUUUUUUUCGUCUUCUCCCAGGAUUAAUUCCUAAAAAUACGCAACCCUUUCAGAUAUCGUUUUCAUUUUCCCCCCAUCAGUUCUCAUUUAUGUAACCAUCUGAUAAAAGAAAAAAUAAACAAUAAUAAAU
Messenger RNA from Daphnia carinata, 3616 nucleotides. RefSeq names its product RNA-binding protein spenito-like (gene nito). The record is from RefSeq and is a predicted model, not a curated record. Gene Ontology annotation, biological process: regulation of alternative mRNA splicing, via spliceosome. Bases 206 to 2479 code for a protein of 757 amino acids. Lineage: Eukaryota; Metazoa; Arthropoda; Branchiopoda; Diplostraca; Daphniidae. Gene Ontology annotation, cellular component: nucleus. Gene Ontology annotation, molecular function: mRNA binding. The transcript is spliced from 3 exons.